AAAUUCUUCAUUGUGUUUGCCGUUGUGGCCGCAGCAGCCGCCACACACAUUAGCAACGAAUACUUGCCACCAACUGUUGUUGAUGGUGCUGUUGAAACUUAUGCUGUAGAGACUGGUGUUGCCCCGGUUGAAAAUUAUCAAGUUGAAGAAGCUGCUCCCGCCCAUACCUUCUCAGAUGCUGAGGGUUAUCGUUACAAGACUUUGCGUCGCCGUGUAGUUCGUCGCCAACGUCGUGAUGUCUCCAACGAAUAUUUGCCACCCGUUGAGGUUUCAGAAGCAGUUCCUGAAGUUGUCAACACCGAACCAACUGAAAUCGUUGAAGUUGCUCCCGCCCACUCCUUCUCCGAAGCUGAUGGUUAUCGUUACAAGACUCAUCGUCGUCGUGUAAUCCGUCGCCAACGUCGUGAUGUCUCCAACGAAUAUUUGCCACCCGUUGAGGUCUCUGAAGUAGCUCCUGAAGUUGCUUACAACGAACCAAUUGAAACUGUUGAAACCGUUGAAGUUGCUCCAGCCCACUCAUUCUCCGAAGCUGAUGGUUAUCGUUACAAGACUUUGCGUCGCCGUGUGGUUCGUCGCCAACGUCGUGAUGUUUCCAACGAAUAUUUGCCACCGGUUGAGGUUUCUGAAGCAGUUCCUGAAGUUGCAUACAACGAACCAACUGAAACUGUUGAAACCGUUGAAGUUGCUCCCGCCCACUCCUUUUCCGAAGCUGAUGGCUAUCGUUACAAGACCCAUCGUCGUCGUGUCGUUCGUCGUCAACGUCGUGAUGUCGCCAACGAAUAUUUGCCACCAGUAGCUAGUGCUAACGUUGCUGAAUUCGUCAACACAUAUACCGCCCCCGUUGUUGCCGUUGAAACCCAGGAAGUUGAAUCUGCCGUUCCAGCUCACACUUUCACCGAUGUAGAUGGUUAUCGUUACAAGACUCAACGUCGUCGUGUUAUUCGUCGUAACUAA
This is a messenger RNA of Musca vetustissima, 954 nucleotides long. RefSeq lists its product as uncharacterized. The transcript has a single exon. NCBI's taxonomy places the organism in Eukaryota, Metazoa, Arthropoda, Insecta, Diptera, Muscidae. The annotation marks the transcript as partial. The record is from RefSeq and is a predicted model, not a curated record.